AUGCCUAAGAAUAAGGGAAAGGGUGGUAAGAACAGGCGUCGUGGAAAGAACGAGAACGACAACGAGAAGCGUGAACUCACCUUCAAGGAAGAGGGUCAAGAAUAUGCCCAAGUCCUCAAGAUGCUCGGCAACGGCCGCCUCGAAGCCCUCUGCUUCGAUGGGUCCAAACGCCUCGCACACAUCCGAGGCAAGCUCCGCAAGAAGGUCUGGAUCAACCAGGGCGACAUCAUCCUGCUCUCGCUCCGCGACUACCAGGACGAGAAGGGCGACGUGAUCCUCAAGUACAGCGCGGACGAGGCGCGUUCGCUCAAGGCGUACGGCGAGCUGCCCGAGAGCGCGAAGAUCAACGAGACGGAUACUUAUGGCCAGGAGGGAGACGGAGAUUGCAACUUUGAGUUCGAUGAGGAUAGGAGUGAGAGUGAGGAUGAGGAUGGAAAGGGCAAGGAGGUUGAUGUUGAUGAGAUCUAG
Molecule: messenger RNA, 468 nt
Organism: Cadophora gregata
Lineage: Eukaryota; Fungi; Ascomycota; Leotiomycetes; Helotiales; Ploettnerulaceae
Gene: TIF11
Product: Translation initiation factor 1A
Exons: 3
Coding region: 1-468 (155 amino acids)
Biological process (GO): translational initiation
Cellular component (GO): cytoplasm
Molecular function (GO): RNA binding; translation initiation factor activity
Source: RefSeq, a predicted model, not a curated record